UAAAUAAAUCAUGGGUAUAGGUCUUGAUAGAAUUAGCAACCUGCCUGACUCCAUCCUUGAGUUCAUCCUCUCUCUUGUACCUCUUAAAUCAGCAGUAAGGACUAGCAUCCUUGCAAAGAGAUGGAGAAAUUUAUGGCUAUACAAAUUAUCUUCAACCUUUGUGCUGGAUUUCGAUGAGGAAUUCUCGGGCAGUCAAUCGCCGACUGAGUUUGUGACUGUUGUAGACCGUUAUCUGCAACUCUGCAGCAACGAUAAACUCGAAAGGCUUCGGAUUUUCUUUUGCCCAUUUGAUAGGUUUGCACCCAAUAUUGAGAGGUGGGUCAAAUUUGCAGAAACAAAGGGAGUUCAAGAGCUCGAUCUUGAUUUAUCUCAAGGUCACAGAGAUCCCCGUAAUGGAGAAUUCACUGACGAAAGAAAACCAUUUAAGUUGCCAGCUUCACUGUUCGGUUGUGAAUCAUUAACCAAUUUGAGUUUGAGCCGUUGUGAUUUCUGCACACCAUCAGAGUUCAAAAGAUUGGGCUGUCUCAGGUUGCUAAUUCUUAGUCAUGUCAACAUAAAUGAUGACAUGCUUCAAAGUAUUCUAACAGAAUGUCCAAUUCUUGAAAGCUUGAGCUUAAAAAACUGUAGCCAACUCAGGAACGUUCACGUAUCAGGUGACGACCUUAGACUCGAGAGGUUUACUAUGGUGGAUUGUCUUAAAGUCUAUUACCUGGAGAUUUCUGCUCCGAAACUACAAUCUUUGAUUCUAUUUGGGAAUCUCAACUUUAUGUUUAGAUUCAUUGAUAUCUCCUCCUUAGUAGAUGCUUUCUUAUCUUCAAUUGGUAGAGAGACAUAUGGCAACUGCACAAUGUUUCUACCUGACUUAGCUCAUGUCAAGAUCCUUUCCUUCGCUCUAUCUUAUGUUGCAGAAUUUGAGGAGCCCGAAGAAAACGAAGCAGAAUUCACAAUCCCAUUACCAAACCUGCAAGAACUGCAGAUGUUGGUAGAUGUAAUGAGUGAAGAAAACAUCUCCCAAAUCUAUAGAUUCUUUCAUAUAUAUCCAUCUCCGUUCCUUGAGAAACUUUUAAUUAGACUCCCCGGAUACUUGGAAGAUCCAACUGGCACAGAGUAUAUACCAACGGCAUUGAACCAACCAACAAAUGUCGUCUUCGACCAUCUGAAGGAGAUUAAACUGAGCAACUUCAGAGGAUGCAUAUUAGAAAUGCGACUGGUGAAGUUUCUUUUAGAGAAAGCAAUUACAUUAGAACGCUUGGUGCUUAUUGCACCACCCAUGGAGCUAAAUGAAGGGAUUAAGAGCGAUCAGGUUGGUUUAUCAUUACAGUCUAAAUUUAGUGAGAGGAUCGGUUUGAGGAUUAUACGUGGGCAACUGUCCACACUACCCAAGGCCUCUUUAAAUGUCAGCAUCGUGGUGCAAGAAUUUUUUGAAGACGAUAUGAGCUUAAAUCCAGUACAUAGGGAGGUUUAUUGUGAGCAAAGCUUCUCCUCCAUACAGAAAAUGUUUGAGCCUUCUUUCGAAGAAUUUGUUAGCGCACAAUCAGAAUUCCUCUGAAUAUGGUGCUUAUAUUAUUUUUGA
Molecule: messenger RNA, 1573 nt
Organism: Asparagus officinalis (garden asparagus)
Lineage: Eukaryota; Viridiplantae; Streptophyta; Magnoliopsida; Asparagales; Asparagaceae
Product: F-box/LRR-repeat protein 13-like
Exons: 3
Coding region: 11-1549 (512 amino acids)
Molecular function (GO): protein binding
Source: RefSeq, a predicted model, not a curated record